CUAAGGAAAGAUCAGGUUAACGAGAGGGCAAGUUUUAAGUGUUAUCUAGGAGUGCAGUAACAGGUUAGGGCUCUGGGUGUCGCUGUUCACUAGUCUGGGAGAUAACAGGCGGCGCACACGGGGAGGGGGCUUCCGAGAACCUUCAUCACCGCCAGGCUGGAAACAGUCUCCCUGAGGCUGCCGAGAUCCUACUUCUGGACCACUUUGUGCUGUGAAUUCUCCUGAAAAGUCAGCUAAUUUAGACUCAGAAAAGCAGAGAAACAAUACCCUUGGUGCCGGACUGGGAGAAAAUCACAAAGCAAGAGAGCAAUGGCGAUUCGAGUGAAGGCGCUCGGCGGCAGCAGGCUGGUCCUGCUGUUCCUUUCUCUGGGGCUCUUGUUGGCAGCCCAGGCUGGGAAGAUCCUCUACUCGGUACCCGAAGAGACAGACAAAGGUUUCUUUGUGGGCAACAUUGCCAAAGACCUGGGGCUACAACCUCAGGAGCUGGCGGAGCGCGGAGUCCGCAUCGUCUCCAGAGGUAGGACGCAGCUCUUUGCUUUGAACGCGCGAAGCGGCAGCCUGGUCACCGCGGGCCGCAUAGACCGGGAGGAGCUCUGCGCCCAGAGCGCACGGUGUUCGGUGACUUUUAAUGUCUUGGAUAAAAUGAAGCUUUUCCCUGUGGAAGUGGAAAUAAUUGAUAUUAAUGACAAUACUCCCCAAUUCCAAUUAGAGGAAGUAGAAUUUAAAAUGAAUGAAAUAACCACUCCAGGUACCAGGAUCCCUCUGCCUUUUGGGCAAGACCUUGAUGUGGGUAUAAAUUCGCUCCAGAGCUACCAGCUCAGCUCCAACCCUCAUUUCUCCCUGGAUGUGCAACAGGGAUCCGAUGGGUCCCAACAGCCAGAGAUGGUGCUGCAGAGUCCCCUAGAUAGGGAAGAAGAAGCUGUCCACCACCUCCUCCUCAGUGCUUUUGACGGAGGCAGCCCAGUCCGUUCAGGAACCCUCCGAAUUCGCGUUCAGGUGGUAGAUGUAAAUGACAACCCUCCAACAUUUACUCAAGCACAGUAUCUCACCAGUGUCCCUGAGAACCUGCCUCUGGGUACUCAGCUGCUCACGGUAAAAGCCACCGACCCAGACGAAGGAGCCAAUGGGGAAGUAACAUACUCAUUUCACAAUGUAGACCACAAAGUGGCACAAGUAUUUCACUUGGAUUCUUAUACAGGAGAAAUAUCAAAUAAAGAACCUCUGAAUUUCGAAGAAUACACAGUUUAUCCAAUGGAAAUUCAAGCUCAGGAUGGUGCAGGCCUCAUGGCCAGAGCUAAGGUGCUGGUCAAAGUUCUGGACAUAAAUGAUAAUGCCCCAGAGGUGACCAUCACCUCUGUCACCACUGCAGUCCCAGAAAACUUUCCUCCUGGGGCCAUAAUUGCCCUUAUCAGUGUGCAUGACCAGGACUCCGGAGACAAUGGUCACACUACAUGUUCCAUCCCUGGAAAUCUACCCUUUAAAUUAGAAAAGUUAGAUGAUAAUUAUUACCAUUUGGUGACAGAAAGGACAAUGGACAGAGAACUUACCUCCAGGUACAACAUCACAGUAACAGCAACGGAUCAGGGAACUCCAGCUCUAUCUACCGAAGCACACAUUUCACUGCAAGUGACAGAUAUCAAUGACAACCCUCCUGUCUUCCCCCAAAACUCCUACUCGACCUACAUUCCAGAAAAUAACCCCAGAGGUGCCUCCAUUUUCUCUGUGACAGCUUCCGACGCUGACAGCGAUGAGAACGGGCAAAUCACUUAUUCCCUGGCGGAGGAUACCAUCCAGGGGGCGCCUCUAUCCUCCUAUGUCUCCAUCAACUCAGACACCGGAGUUCUGUAUGCGCUGCGCUCCUUCGACUAUGAGCAGUUCCGGGAUCUUCAUCUGAGAGUGAUGGCUCAUGACAGAGGAGACCCGCCACUCAGCAGCAACGUGUCACUGGGCAUAUUCCUGCUGGACCAGAACGACAACAGGCCUGAAAUCCUGUACCCCGCCCUCCCCACCGACGGCUCCACAGGCGUGGAGCUGGCACCCCGCUCCGCAGAGCCGGGCUACCUGGUGACCAAGGUGGUGGCGGUGGACAGAGACUCGGGCCAGAACGCCUGGCUGUCCUACCGCCUGCUCAAGGCCAGCGAGCCCGGGCUCUUCGCGGUGGGGCUGCACACGGGCGAGGUGCGCACAGCGCGGGCCCUGCUGGACAGAGACGCCCUCAAGCAGAGCCUGGUGGUGGCGGUCCAGGACCACGGCCAGCCCCCCCUCUCGGCCACCGUCACGCUCACCGUGGCCGUGGCGGACAGCUUCCCAGAUGUGCUGGCCGACUUGGACAGCAUCGAAUCUUCCACUGACCGGGACAACUCCAGCCUCACGCUGUACCUGGUGGUGGCGGUGGCGGCGGUCUCCUGUGUCUUCCUGGCCUUUGUCAUCGUGCUGCUGGCGCUCAGGCUGAGGCGCUGGCACCUGUCGCGUGUGCUCCAGGCCUCAGGAGGCGGAUUGGGUGGCGUGCCCGCCUCCCACUUGGUGGGCGUGGAUGGGGUGCGGGCUUUCCUGCAGACCUAUUCCCACGAGGUGUCGCUCACCGCGGACUCGCGGGGGAGCCACGUGAUCUUCCCGCAGCCCAACUAUGCAGACACGCUCAUCAGCCAGGAGAGCUGCGGGAAAAAGGAUUUUCUCUCAGCACCUCAAUCUUUACUUGAAGACAAAAAGGAAACAUUUUCUCAGGUAAACUUUUCAGAGUAAAUUUAUCUAGAAAAAAAAAUAAUUCCUGAGUUUACUUACUUGCUUUCACCCUGUACUACUAACAAGUCUCUAUUUUUCAUAUAUCUUCAUAGAUUUGUCUUUACAGAUCCUGGGAAAUCAUUAUGGUUUAUUUCCAAGUAUAUGUAUAAUGGUUCCUUCAAAAAGGAGAUUGUAAUUAAUCAUGAGUAGGUGGUUGGGCUACAGAGCCCUGCAUCAGAAACAGAGGUUUGGUCUCUAACAUUUCUUGCUUGCUUCUGGCCAAAAAAAAAUGUAUUUUUCUCUGCUUACUGUCCUCUUAUCUGUCAAGGAUUGGGUUUGACUAGGAAACGGCCACCAGUGUGUAUGUGACUCACACUGUUUUCAAAUGUCCUUAAGUUAUAAACAUCUAAUUUAUCCCUAAAUUUAAUGCCCAUGUCAUCUGUCAGGGUGAUGCUUUAUUUGGGGGUAUUUGAAGAAGUAAUGAUUGUCUAAAGUAAUAUAUUUUUUUCUUUUUAGGGCGUAUGUAGGUUCCCAGG
Phacochoerus africanus (Common warthog) is the source of this 3257-nucleotide messenger RNA. Its product is annotated as protocadherin gamma-A1-like. Gene Ontology annotation, cellular component: plasma membrane. The transcript has a single exon. Bases 310 to 2742 code for a protein of 810 amino acids. Gene Ontology annotation, biological process: homophilic cell-cell adhesion. The record is from RefSeq and is a predicted model, not a curated record. Gene Ontology annotation, molecular function: calcium ion binding. NCBI's taxonomy places the organism in Eukaryota, Metazoa, Chordata, Mammalia, Artiodactyla, Suidae.